GUUAAAUAUUGUUAAGUGUAUGUUGAUCCAUUCAUUAGGUAUGAAAUAUGUUAAAAUAUUUUUAAAUUAUAUAAAUCAUAUACACAUUAUGAUGAAAACGUUUCAGGAGUAAGCAUUUUAUUUAUUUUGAUUCAUAUUUUAUACGAAAUGUAUGAAAUAACUAAAGUGGUUAUGAGUCCAUCUAUUAACAUGACGUUGCGCGCGAAAAUCGAGCGAUCGAUUAAUCGUUCUGCGUCGCGACAGCCAAUGAUUGCAUCUGUCUGCUGCGUAUGCAUGCUGUGGUAGUGGAAUUGCGUUUUUGUGUUAUGCUUUCAAUUUCUCAUAAAAAUACCUAAAGAAGUGACGAAUAUGCCGAAGUCGAUACCUGAAAAGUGGUUGGAAUAUAAACCGUAUGGUUCAGUAAUAAAGGGUACAAAAAUUUUGCCGUUCAAGGUACCUCUGAAGGAGGCUGUGAGCAAUAAGUUAACGUCGGAAAAUCGAUUUACAACAUCAAUAUUGUUGGAAGCGUUUCCGCAUCUCAAGUACGUCAUUGACCUGACAAACACAGAUCGCUAUUAUGAUGAAAAGGAAUUCACAAACUCUGGCGUCAAAUUUGAAAAAAUUAUGGUACGUGGGAGAGAAAUACCCACAAUGGAUGUGGUGAGGAAAUUCUUUAAAACGAUGGAUAAUUUUAUAUCAGCUUGCGGCGAAGAGGAUCUUGUGGGUGUUCACUGCACACAUGGUGUUAAUCGUUCUGGGUAUCUAAUUUGCAGAUAUCUAGUACAGCAGUUAGGUUGGAAAGUUGAUGACUGUUUAAAAGCGUUCGAAGAGGCUCGUGGUUACCCCAUUGAGCGUGAAAUAUACAUAAGCGCGCUGAAGAGAACACCACGUACGAAAAUUGACACUUCGAAGAAUACUGUAUCGAAUCCUACCUCAUCCGAGGUAAUAAGUAAGAGAGCGAUGCGUUUGAGGUACCAAUCCAGGCCACCGUACACAAUGGGGCCGCCCGGUUUUGUGCCACCAAGACGCGACUUCGUAAAAGACGGUCCAUUUUCACCGCCACAUUUUGGUUAUGGCGGUCCUCCGCCAGGAUUCCGUCCUCCAGGUUUGCCAUCGAUUCCACCACCAGCAGGUCCUCCACCACUUUACGGCCCAAGGCCGUUCAGGUACGGGCCACCACCGAGACCAGCCAUGCCACCACCACCACCUAGACCAGGAUUCCCUAUUCCAUGUUUCCCACCGCCGUGUCCAUCGAGGACCCCUGGUGGCGGUACCAGGUUACCACCUCCUUGUCCACCGGCUCGAUUACCGCCCCCAAAGAUGCCACCACCUCCUCCGCCGCAGCCUGCACCGGCGAGACCAGCCUCCUUGAAGCGGAUAACAAACCAGAAGAGGAAAUCUCAUGUCAGAAACGGCAUAGUGUCGUUGUCUAGGAAUCCUGUUAGCCUAAUCAGACGAAAUAGCCAGACGAGUAGGAUACUCCCGAAAUUGUUGAAGGAACAGGACUUCACGGUAGAUACUUUCGAGGAGAAUUUACUGGCUGUGUCGAGCCAGUCGCACAGGCGACCAUCCAAAGGCAGAUUUAAUCAGAGCAAGUGACGAUGAGCUAUUUAGAUGACACGGUAUUAUUUUCUAAACGUACAAUAUUCUCCGUAAUUUGGCAGACUCGUAGAUUUUUCUUUCUUUAUUUCUUUUUCUUUUCGAACGGUGGUUAAUCGUUCGAAGUUAUUUGUGACGCGGGCGAAGAAAAAAGACGCGAACGUUGGUACGUUCGUAAGUGUUUUGUAAAAUGUGAAGAAAUUGUAUUUCGAUGGUCGUAAGACGUAUUUUAGUGCCCAUCCUGCGUAUCCUUCUAUUUUCUCUGCGUACAUGUUCCUUCACACUAUUUUGAAAAAUAACAUUCGUCAUUGAGGAAAAUAAAUUGAACUUUGUCGAUAACCUUA
Messenger RNA from Megachile rotundata (alfalfa leafcutting bee), 1922 nucleotides. RefSeq lists its product as uncharacterized. The record is from RefSeq and is a predicted model, not a curated record. Gene Ontology annotation, molecular function: polynucleotide 5'-phosphatase activity. Gene Ontology annotation, biological process: protein dephosphorylation. Lineage: Eukaryota; Metazoa; Arthropoda; Insecta; Hymenoptera; Megachilidae.